This is a messenger RNA of Dentiscutata heterogama, 148 nucleotides long. Lineage: Eukaryota; Fungi; Glomeromycota; Glomeromycetes; Diversisporales; Gigasporaceae. The record is from the annotation of a GenBank genome assembly.
AUGGAAUCAGAAUAUUUUGUAUACACAAAUUUUUAUGAUAUAAAUAUUCUAGACUGGCUAAUUUCUCAAAAGAAAUUUCCUGGAAACCACCAUUCACCUCAAGAUGCUAUUAAUACUUUUAAAAAAACUAUUUCAUCCCUUUACAAGA